Molecule: messenger RNA, 927 nt
Organism: Stomoxys calcitrans (stable fly)
Lineage: Eukaryota; Metazoa; Arthropoda; Insecta; Diptera; Muscidae
Exons: 3
Coding region: 69-752 (227 amino acids)
Molecular function (GO): lysozyme activity
Source: RefSeq, a predicted model, not a curated record
UAUUGAGAAGAGCAGUGUUGAGAUUUGGCGCAAGCAAUUUUAAAUUAUUUAAAAAAAAAAAAUCUCAAAUGACACUCACAAACGAAAGGAAAAAGCAAAUAUGCGUUACCAUAAUUGCUGUUUUCUUAGUUAUUUUUGCAAGUGUUUUGUAUCGCUACUUAAAAUACCAGCCCCACCAGGUGCCUAAGAUCAGAAUCACGACGACUACAACCACAGUUAAACCUCAAAUAAUAAAAUAUUUUGAACCUAAAUAUGAGGAUGGAUUUAUUGAGUUUUUGCCUGAUCCUCCAUCUAAAAAGGUGGUGACUAAAACUGAAGCCUCACAAAAUACAACAAGAGCUGUUCCAAAACCUGGUUUAGACCCUAGCGAAGGUUGUUUGCAUUGUCUUUGUCAAACUAUUAAUGGCUGCCAACCUGUGAAGUGUAUGAAGAAUUACACCUGUGGAAUUUAUGAAAUUUCCAAAUUUUAUUGGAUUGAUGGUGGUAGACUGACCGUAAAUGAAGAAAACUCUCCUAAAUAUGCAGACGAAAAAGGAGAAGUUGGAGAUUACCUACGAUGUGUCAACAAUGAAGAGUGUGCCCGAUAUACGGUCAUAAAGUACAUGCAGCUUUACCAAAGGGAUUGUAACAAUGAUGGCAUCAUCGAUUGCCGCGAUUAUAUACCACUGCAUUUGUUGGGCCCAAAAGGAUGCCGGAGCAAACCGCUAGCUGUCUAUCAUAAAAUGCGCAUGAAAUCAUGUUUGCUGCAGUAAGGCAAGGCAAUCAGCAAAAAAAGAAUUUGGAAUGGUAAUUUUGCAUAUGAUUUCCACCAAUGCGAUAAUAAUUAAGUCAUUAACAGAGCUAACAUGAUUGUUUUGUUCAAUUAUUUUUCUAUGGAAGAGAAACAAAUGGUAAUCGAAUAAAUCAUGUGAAUUAAUACAAAUGGUA